UGUGAUGGUAGGAGAGGACAAUCAAGGUUACUUCUUGAUCACUUUUACGGUAACCUGUCGCCAGAGGGCGUUCAAGUUCUGAGCGGUUGCUUCCAAAUAGAGAAAAUCAAAUCUGCCGACCUAGUGCUAGUGGAUGAGUUUCUGUGCUUUCUCGGCGACAGAACUAUACGGCAGGUGGAUAGGAGCCAAAACUGUGUCAUAUUUUCGGCUGACAACUGCUUGUCUCUUUUUGAUGCUGCUUCGGGAGCUGAAGAAUCUUUUGCCGCUUACCUUAACGAGCCUCUUUACCUUAAUGCAUCUUUGCGAUCAAACCUCGGAAUCACCAAAUUUGUUGGAUCAUUUAGAGAUUACUUCGAUUCACAAAAUUUUGAGUUUGGUGCUUUUAGAUCAAAAAUUGGGCAAAUGUCAUGUCGUUGGGGACAUAAUUUAGAGGGCAGCCCGCCACAUAUUAAAAUCGUAUCUGCUUCUGAUUUUGACAAUGACCCAUUACAGCUAACGUAUGUAAAAGUAGCUGCAAAUAAAAUCCACGAAACGGUCAAAAAGUCAGCAGGACUCGAUUCUGUUCUGGUUGUCUUGUACCUUCAUUCUAUUACCAUUGGCAUGAUUAUAGAGCAAUUGAAGGCAAAGAAUAUUGAAUACGAGUACCGGAAUCCUAUCGAUAUUUUUAGCUCCCAGACUUUUUCAGGUUCUGAAACGAGUACAACUCGAACGAAACCAACAUUACCAAAAGUAGUUCUUCUCACAGGCCAUCAUUUGGAUGGCGCAGAGUUUGGAUCUGUGGUGGUCCUUCUGGAACGAUCUCUUCCUCAAUCCUGGAACGAGUUUCUGUUUGACAGGCUAUUCGUUACUUUCACAAGAGCAACUAUUGAUCUAAGCAUUGUUGUGAACGAUUCACCUUCGGCUCCGUUGUUACGUAACAUGCACACGAAAAUUUCUUGUAAAUCAGAUGGGCAGUUUUCUCUUUCAGAUGUCACAGAUUUCAACGAAGACUAUAACCAUCGAGCUUACGAGUGGCUAAAUGCAACCAGCGCUAACUUAGAACAAAAGCUUAUUGAUGUUAUACAAAAAUGUCUCCAUUCCUUAAAAGGUCCAGUCAUUUUGGUCGGAAAUGUACCAGAUGCUUCUCAACUCGUUGAAUGUGACUCAAGUGGAACUGGAUAUCCUGAAAGCAUUGCGAAAAACUUCAAGUGGUUCACAUUUGUAGGUCAAAACAGGAAACUCGGUGUGCUGGACGACCCUUCAACCUUCCGCUUGGUUAAUCAUUCUUCGGUCAAAUUCUCGGCUCUUGUUUUGGUUGCGAAAUCUGAAGAAGAGUACUUCGCUAUACACCAGAACAUUACAUACUAUAUACUGCUUUAUCAGAUGCAUCAGAAACAACUGCUAAACAGUCCAAUUUACUUUAUAACAAGUUUCAAAACCAAAGACAGUGAUACUGAAAUCAACAGAAUCUGCCAGUUUUUGUCUGAAAGGUCAGAGGGAAAAACACAAUCCAACAGAGGUGGUGAGAAAGUUCAGAUAGGGACGGCUGAGCUGGAUGACGAGCAUAAGAAAGCUAUUUUAAAGCGUAUGAGACUUGGCAGGCUAAUUACACCAGCUUAUCGGCUCCGUGAUUGCCUGGAGUACUUAUCAGAUGAAUUUGAUCGUCAUAUAAGCGAGAUAAAGCAGUCUGGCACCUGUGAAGCUGAUGCAGAAGUGUGUGAACUGAAUGACAGAAUGCGUGAAGUUAGAUUGGAGCUAGUGGAGCAGGCUACUGAGCUGGCCGAUAUGUUCUGCGAGGCCUCUCAAUUACAUGCGAACGAGGACAAGAAAAAACUAUUCAAAAAUGAAGCUGCCAAGUAUCGCGAGAAAGAGCGACUAUGGAAAGCGGAACUAGAACAUUAACUUUACGCGAAAUAAAAGUGCUCGUAUCAGGGUAAAGACGCGAAUGUUCCGGAUGCCCUAUAAUUGGGCGACGACCUGAGUGUUCCGAC
This is a messenger RNA of Symsagittifera roscoffensis, 1970 nucleotides long. RefSeq lists its product as uncharacterized. The transcript is spliced from 2 exons. The coding region runs from base 403 to 1881 and encodes 492 amino acids. NCBI's taxonomy places the organism in Eukaryota, Metazoa, Xenacoelomorpha, Acoela, Convolutidae. The record is from RefSeq and is a predicted model, not a curated record.